Molecule: messenger RNA, 4232 nt
Organism: Symphalangus syndactylus (siamang)
Lineage: Eukaryota; Metazoa; Chordata; Mammalia; Primates; Hylobatidae
Gene: ARC
Product: activity regulated cytoskeleton associated protein
Biological process (GO): regulation of neuronal synaptic plasticity; positive regulation of AMPA receptor activity; cytoskeleton organization
Cellular component (GO): cytoplasm; actin cytoskeleton; plasma membrane
Molecular function (GO): mRNA binding
Source: RefSeq, a predicted model, not a curated record
UGCAGCAUGUGUGUGUCUGAGAGAGGGAAAGGGCAGCUGGCAGCAGGGACAAGAUGUCUUGAUUGUCAGCGAUGAUGUCCUCAUGGCCCUCUGGCUGUGGGGAAUGGUGUGUGCCAUCCGUGCCGGGGUAACAUCAGAGGACCUGAGACCCAUGCCUAUCCAGCCAGCACUGGAGUAACUCAGGAAGGGCGUCCCUACCCCCGCCAGGUUGCCAGGGAGGCAGAAGGGACCUCCCUCCAGAGGGAGUCUCGGCUUCCGGAGCCCCACUCCUUAUAUGGUGAUUGGCUUCCCUCUGCCUCUCCUGAUGCACCGUGCUGCCAGCACCGGCCCCCCUCCCUCUCCGUCCUCUCCUCUCCUCCCUCCCCUUCUCCUUUCCCUCCUUCCUCCUCCCUCCCUCUCUCCUCCCCUCUUCCAUCUUCUUAGAAGUCUUGGAGCCUCUGGCCAGGUUCUUGAUAUAUCCAGGGUCUUCAGGGCCCAGUUCCCCUUCAUUGGGAGCUAAAUGUCCCCUCCAUGUCCUCCAAACCCCAGCCCCCCAGGUAGCAGCUGCCAGAUUUCCCUGCAAAUACAGAAAAGUAUUGGGCCUUACCAGAGACCUGGGUGUGGGGGCAUGGGGCAGCCCUGUCCAGUCACAGAGAGAGCCUUUGCCUGGCUGUGCGUCCCUCACACAGAGCCCAAGACCCGGACUCAGGACCUGGGCAGGAGUGAGUGGGAGCUCAAAGCCACAGCUGAGAGCUCACAUGUAGACUUGCUGAGCCCCUGGGCACAGAGGCUGAUGGUGAGGGUCCUUCCCGGGCUGAGCUGCACAUCCUGCAGAGCUGGGCGGGCAGGGUCAAGGGCAGUGAGGACCCAGGAGAGCAGUGGCCAGCGCCAGCCCCCUCCAGCCCCCCAAAGAGAGAGGCGAGUGGAGAGGAGGAAGCCCACCUUGGGACCCUGGGAGGCAGCAGAUGACAGCCCGCCCAGGGCCCGGGAGGGGGCGUGGGAGAGGCGCCCAGUGCCCGGCUCAGUCCCUCCGGUCCCCGCAGACUGAAUGAGCCCCGCCGCCCGGGGUGGGAGGUGCGGAGCGGAGGGAUUAGUCAUCCCGGCCCCGCCAUGUGUGCAGGGGGUGGGACCUCCCGUCCCUUGCCGCCCGGGAGCCGAGUGGGCGCAGGGCGGGGCCUGCAGGGGCGCGGGCGGGGCGCUGGCGGGGAGCCUGCGGCUGGGCCAAUGAGAAACCGGGCUCGGCGAGCCGGCCGCCCACGGGCCGCGCUGGCUGCAUAAAGAGCCGGCGGCCAGGACUCAGCGCAGAGCUCGGGCGCCGCGUCCUCCCUCCGCAGCAGCCGAGCCGGACCUGCCUCCCCGGGCGUGUUCCGCCAGCCCCGCCGCCGGCCCGCAGCGACAGACAGGCGCUCCCCGCAGCUCCGCACGGGACCCAGGCCGCCGGACCCCAGCGCCGGACCUCCCUCCGUCCGCCCCGAGGAGUUUGCCGCCUGCCCGAGCACCUGCGCACAGAUGGAGCUGGACCAGCGGACGAGCGGCGGGCUCCACGCCUACCCCGGGCCGCGGGGCGGUCAGGUGGCCAAGCCCAACGUGGUCCUGCAGAUCGGGAAGUGCCGGGCCGAGAUGCUGGAGCACGUGCGGCGGACGCACCGGCACCUGCUGGCGGAGGUGUCCAAGCAGGUGGAGCGCGAGCUGAAGGGGCUGCACCGGUCGGUGGGGAAGCUGGAGAGCAACCUGGACGGCUACGUGCCCACGAGCGACUCGCAGCGCUGGAAGAAGUCCAUCAAGGCCUGCCUGUGCCGCUGCCAGGAGACCAUCGCCAACCUGGAGCGCUGGGUCAAGCGCGAGAUGCACGUGUGGCGCGAGGUGUUCUACCGCCUGGAGCGCUGGGCCGACCGCCUGGAGUCCACGGGCGGCAAGUACCCGGUGGGCAGCGAGUCGGCCCGCCACACCGUUUCCGUGGGCGUGGGGGGUCCCGAGAGCUACUGCCACGAGGCGGACGGCUACGACUACACCGUCAGCCCCUACGCCAUCACCCCGCCCCCAGCUGCUGGCGAGCUGCCCGGGCAGGAGCCCGCCGAGGCCCAGCAGUACCAGCCGUGGGUCCCCGGCGAGGACGGGCAGCCCAGCCCCGGCGUGGACACGCAGAUCUUCGAAGACCCUCGAGAGUUCCUGAGUCACCUAGAGGAGUACUUGCGGCAGGUGGGCGGCUCCGAGGAGUACUGGCUGUCCCAGAUCCAGAAUCACAUGAACGGGCCGGCCAAGAAGUGGUGGGAGUUCAAGCAGGGCUCCGUGAAGAACUGGGUGGAGUUCAAGAAGGAGUUCUUGCAGUACAGCGAGGGCACGCUGUCCCGAGAGGCCAUCCAGCGCGAGCUGGACCUGCCGCAGAAGCAGGGCGAGCCGCUGGACCAGUUCCUGUGGCGCAAGCGGGACCUGUACCAGACGCUGUACGUGGACGCGGACGAGGAGGAGAUCAUCCAGUAUGUGGUGGGCACCCUGCAGCCCAAGCUCAAGCGUUUCCUGCGCCACCCCCUGCCCAAGACCCUGGAGCAGCUCAUCCAGAGGGGCAUGGAGGUGCAGGAUGACCUGGAGCAGGCGGCGGAGCCGGCCGGCCCCCACCUCCCGGCGGAGGAUGAGGCGGAGGCCCUCACGCCCGCCCCCAACAGCGAGUCCGUGGCCAGUGACCCGACCCAGCCCGAGUAGAGGGCAUCCCGGGGCCCCCAGCCUGCCCACUACAUCCAGCCUGUGGCUUUGCCCACCAGGACUUUUGAGCUGGGGCUGACUCCUGCAGGGGAAGCCCUGGUCCAGCUGGGUGCCCCCUUGGGCUCCGGGCAGACUCGCACACACUCGUGUCAUCCAGAUGUGAGCACCGCACCCAGCGGCAAAGAGCCCUCUCCCCUGCAGGGCUCCGCCCAUCACCCUCCCUCCGUCUGUCUUCCCGGCCUGGACCCCCCCGUCCACACUCUCAGGCCAUCACAGAACACCCCAGCUUCCUCAUUCUGCUACAACGCCCAGGCCGUCUGGACAUCCAGAAAACCAAGUGUCCGGAUGGCAGGGGCCAGCGGCCACCAAGCUCAUGGGACACCCAGAGCAGAAGCUAGGGCAGAGCCAACGCUGAGGGAGCCUCGACUUCCGGCGCCGCCGCCCUCUCCCGGCAUCCGCAGAGCCAGCUGACGCCCUCCCUGCCUCCCAGGGCAGCUGGCCAGCCUCGGGCAGCGCGGCCCCCUCCUCCCAGGGGAGAGUAGAAGUCGCACACGCAGCAGCAGCAGACCUGAUGUCCUGGUGCUUCCUGGCCCCUCAGCUCCAGUGAUUCACGCCUGCCUGGAGAAGAAUCAGAGCUCAGCUCAUGACUCACCCGUGGCAGGCGGAGGGUCCCAGAGGGGCUGAGUCCUCAAAUCCGGCUGAGGCAGCAGCUGGCACCAUCGGAGCCAGGAGAGUGACAACAGGUCUCAAGGUUCCCACAAAGUCUUUGCUGCUGUGCUGGGCACCACCCACCCCUCACCUUGCAGGCUGCCUGCGUGGGAGGCAAAGUCCCAGGACAGCCCAGAGGGGGGCUACAGAGAGGAGUCGGCUGCAGCAGAGGGCAGGAGCCCCAGCUUAGCCCUGAGUGCCAGCGCGAGGGCCAGGGCCUGCCACUAAGCCCGCCCCGCUGGCCGCCAGCUGCCGGUCCCCAGAGCCACUGCAGCAGGAGUCGGGCCCUGCCUCCCUCCCAGCAGGGAAACCCCGCCCGCUGCCAGGCCAUCCUCUCUGCUAGAGGCUUUCAUGAGCCCCAAGCCUGGAGCCACAGCUCCUACUCCUGCCCAGCAGCCCUGAGCCCAGCUGCAGGAAGGACAUCCCAGAAGCCAUUGCUCCUGGGGCGCUUCCCGGCAUUCUGCCCUGCCCCGACACCAGAACCCUGGUGCUGGUGGGCCACUAGGGUCUGCAGCCUGAGCAGGCGCCGGCUCAGGGUUCAUCCUUCUGCCUUGUCCACUGGGGGACCAGCCCCACAGACCACUCUGAGAAGUCUUCAGCCCACACCCUGCCAGCCCCACAGAUUUUAUUUUUGCACAUAAGCCAUAACCAAUCCUCAAGGCUGGCACAGGCUUUGGGGAAGCCCUGGAGCUUGUGAAGACCCUGGAAACCUCAUAAGGCUGUGGCCAACCCCUGCCCCUUGCCCCCUCACAGACCAGGCCUUAAAUGUCGGUCCAGGCCCUGUGCACCUUACCCCAAAGACAGACUCUUUUUGUAAGAUUUUGUUAAUAAAACACUGAAACUUC